This is a messenger RNA of Pristis pectinata (smalltooth sawfish), 6878 nucleotides long. Its product is annotated as DNA (cytosine-5)-methyltransferase 3A-like. Gene Ontology annotation, biological process: negative regulation of transcription by RNA polymerase II. Bases 175 to 2544 code for a protein of 789 amino acids. The record is from RefSeq and is a predicted model, not a curated record. The transcript is spliced from 21 exons. NCBI's taxonomy places the organism in Eukaryota, Metazoa, Chordata, Chondrichthyes, Rhinopristiformes, Pristidae. Gene Ontology annotation, cellular component: nucleus. Gene Ontology annotation, molecular function: DNA (cytosine-5-)-methyltransferase activity, acting on CpG substrates; DNA binding.
GUGGGAGAGUUUCGAGUCCCGCGAAAAGUCACGCCUGGUGUCUGGAAUCGCGACCCGAUCUCAAGCCGAGUUCCCUUCACCGUGUCGCCAGCGCACGCCGGAGAUCGCGGCAUCGGCAGCGCGCAAACACCCCGCAAGGCGCAGUCUGCAGCACCGUAUUCACACCGACCUAUCAUGAAUGGUGAAACCCACCAAUUGGAUCAAUGGGAACAAGCAACAACAUCCAGUUCCCAAAGCCCCAGCCCAAAUCCAAAUAUAAGUGGAACUGACAGUACUGUAGAUUCUGACAUGGAGAUUAUAUCUAGUGAAAGCAAGAUAAGAAGGAAACGUGCUGAUGGGAGGCCAAAGGGUAAAUUGAGAUGCCAAGGAUCAUGUGAAGAGGCAAAACGACGAGGAGUAUCAGGUUGGGAAAGCAGUCUCAGACAAAGGCCAGCACCACGUAUAAUUUUCCAGGCAGGAAUUUCCUUUCGCCACAAAAAAAAGAAAGAAGAUAAUAAUAUGAAACUCAAAAAGGACAUGAACAUUUCAUUGUCCCAGAAGACCAGGACAUCCUCUUCCAAGGCUUUCAUAACAGAAAAUUCUGUCAUUGACCUUACUUUGGAGCCUCUGGAAAGUAGUAAGAUACUUCCAAGUCCAGCAGAAGGCUUUGUUUGUGAAAGUAGUAUUGUGAAGGAUACAGAUGGAGUCCCUCAGUACCAGGAUGGCAAAGGUUAUGGUAUUGGGGAAUUGGUUUGGGGAAAAAUAAAGGGAUUCUCGUGGUGGCCGGCAAUUGUGGUUUCCUGGCGCACACCUGGAAGAAGGCAAGCUGCGUCAGGAAUGAGAUGGCUUCAGUGGUUUGGAGAUGGCAAGUUCUCAGAGGUUUCUGCUGACAAACUUAUGCCUUUAACUGCUAUUGGCCAGUAUUUUCAUACAUCUGCAUUUAACAAGCUGAUUUCUUACAAAAGAGCUGUGUACCAAGCUUUGGAGAUUGCUAGUAGCAGAUCUGGAAUGCCAUUCCCCUCUAAUGACAGGGGCACGUUGGAAGAACAAAUUAAGCCUAUGCUUGACUGGGCAUUUGGUGGUUUCCAACCAAAAGGUUAUGAAGGAAUUAAGCCCAAACAAAAUACAGAAAGUGAUACUGCAGGUGGAACCCCUGUCGAGGUCUGUGUCCCCGAGUACUAUCCUCCAACAAAAAAACAGAAGACAAGUUUUUAUAAAAGCAAAGAAGGAACUGAAGAAGAACACCGGGGGAGAGAAAAGAUUUUCUUUCAAGUUACAUCAAAUAAUAAAAGCAUUGAAGAAUUUUGUCUUGCUUGUGGCAGCAUUAGAGUCAGCACUUUCCAUCCACUGUUUGAAGGUGGUCUAUGUUCUAUUUGCAAGGAUAUCUACCUGGAGACUUCAUACAUGUAUGAUGAUGAUGGCUACCAAUCAUAUUGUACUGUGUGCUGCGGUGGCCGAGAAGUAUUACUGUGUGGGAAUGCAAACUGCUGCAGAUGCUUUUGUGUGGACUGCAUAGAUAUUUUGGUGGGUCCAGGUGCUUCUGAAGAAGCCAAGGUUCAAGAUCCUUGGCGAUGUUACAUGUGCCUUCCAUAUGAAAGCUAUGGAGUGCUGAGAAGACGCAGUGACUGGACCAUGAAACUUCAAGAGUUUUUUGCCAGUGACAAUGGCCAAGAAUAUGAUCCACCUAAAAUUUAUCCUGCAGUACCUGCUGAGAACAGAAAACCAAUCAAAGUUCUGUCAUUGUUUGAUGGGAUAGCAACAGGAUAUUUAGUUUUAAGGGAUUUGGGAUUUAAAGUUGAGAGAUAUGUUGCCUCUGAAAUAUGUGAAGACUCAAUUGCAGUGGGAACCGUCCGGCAUGAAGGAAAGAUCACAUAUGUGCAUGACGUCAGGAACAUCAGCAGGCAAAAUAUUCAUGAGUGGGGUCCAUUUGAUUUGGUGAUUGGAGGAAGCCCAUGCAAUGAUCUUUCUAUUGUAAACCCUGCAAGAAAGGGUUUAUAUGAGGGCACAGGAAGACUUUUCUUUGAAUUUUAUCGACUACUUCAUGACACCAGACCAAAGGAGUGGGAAGACAGGCCUUUCUUCUGGUUAUUUGAAAAUGUUGUUGCCAUGGGUGUCAAUGAUAAAAGGGAUAUUUCUCGUUUCUUGGAGUGUAACCCAGUUAUGAUUGAUGCAAUUGAUGUCUCAGCAGCACACAGAGCUCGCUAUUUUUGGGGAAACUUACCAGGAAUGAACAGGCCCCUGGUUGCUUCUUCAGCAGAUAAACUGGAACUCCAGGACUGCCUUGAGCAUGGUAGGAUAGCAAAGUUUAGCAAAGUUAGGACCAUAACAACAAGGUCGAACUCCAUCAAGCAGGGCAAGGAUCAGCAUUUCCCUGUUAUCAUGAAUGGGAAGGAGGACAUUCUGUGGUGCACAGAACUGGAAAGGAUCUUUGGCUUUCCAGUGCAUUAUACAGAUGUGUCAAACAUGGGGAGAGGGGCCCGACAAAAACUACUUGGAAGGUCAUGGAGUGUGCCUGUCAUUCGCCACCUAUUUGCACCACUGAAGGAUUAUUUUGCUUGUGAAUAACACAGUAUAAUAUUUGCCUUUCAGAAACUUAAGGUGCUUAUUUAGAAACUAAAUAGUAAAACAAAUCCAGACUGGUUUUCAGUAUACUGUGACACAUAUUUGAUUGGCAUUAUUGUGAAGGUUGCAUGCUGUACAUUUAUGAUACUGUGGCCAUUACUCACAGUCACAACUCAGGACAGGGUAGGUAGCAAGCAUGCCUACUAUAGUUGUUUUAGCUUUUGUAAUCUCAUCUUUUAUAUGGGAAGAAAACAGAAUUCUUACUUUUAGCUGUAGUUUACUUACAAUAGAGUGAGGAUUAUACUUCACAGUUUUCUAGUGUACUUUGUAGCUGGUCUUUUUAUGGGAUUUAAGGGCUUUUAACUCUUAAUGGUGCUAUUGUCCACCUUUUAGAUUUUCAACUUAUUUUCUAAACUUCUAAUAUAGUAUUUUAUUGUUAUAUUACACAUAUCAGUAGCUGGAUUUUUGGUAGACGGAUAAUAAGUCAUGAACCUGUUAAAUAAAGAUAAACAUAACAGAUUCAGAAAUCAUUGUUCAAAAAUGUUGAAGUUGUUGUCCUGUUUAAACAGUAUUCCAGUAUAUUUUAACUUACUUUUCAGCAAAGUGUAUUUUCUUUCUGUAAUCUGUUUUAUGUGUAGUUGUUGAAUAAUCAUGAUACAUUGUUUAAUUUGUUAAUGUUUUGUAUUUUAGCAAGGGUUGCAAAUGUGUAAAUGAGCAAAAAAAGAUUAUAAAGAUGGAAACCUUUUAAGUUUAAACCAAGACAAUGUCUAUAAACAGCAUUAGGAGGGUGACUUAAUGAAGCUGUACUGUCACCAUCCCUCACAAUCAUGUUCACAGUCAAAAUUACAGUCAAAGUAAUAGUUCAAACAAUUUAUUGGUAAAGUGAUAUUCUUCUUGCUGCUCCACGUUGAAUUUUUUUAAAAAGAUUUCAACAGAAAAUAUAAGACUGUAAUUAAUAAUAACAUCAUGUCAAGAUAACUCUUAGGGUUUUUAAUUCAAGACAGCAAUACCAUUUUACUCUCAAAAUGUAGAAGUUACAUUUUAUAUUUUAAGCUAUUUUUUGUAAGAUUCUCCAUCCUUCUAACAGUGUAUGCUCUACUAUGCAGAGUUGACUAAGGGACUGUCCUCGAGCCUCAGACAUUGCUGCUGCAGAGCUAACUGCAAAGGCAAUUUUUUUUUUAACUUUGCUAUUUUUCUUUAACGCCCCAAUUUUGCAAAAUUUCUGGCCUCUGUUAAAAUCCUCUAACUACCAAGAUGUCAGGAUAAAUAAUUCAGAGUAUGAAGCAAUGCAGUAAUUAAUGUGUAUUUUGUCAUUCGAAUAUACCACGCCAGUAUAUCAAAAAACUGCAAGGGCAUGCCAAUUUGGAAUAUUCUUUAGCAAGAUAUUAUAAUGACUUUAUGCAUAUUGUAUUAGGAUCUUAUUCCCAUACAACAUAAUUUUCUUAUUUUUAUAUAUUCGUGGUGUAAGUCCAGUCCUGGAAGUGGAUCACUCUUCAAUCUAGAAAUCAAAGACCAGGAUAGAAACAGAGGAUCCCUUUCCUCUGAUUCAACAAUUUGUCUCAGUCCUAACUUUGUAGGUGCAUUACUUACAUUACUUCUAAAAUUUUCACUCUGCAACCUCUAUCCAUAAGGCUUCAAAUUUAAUACAGUUUCUACUUAACCAUGGCUGGCUUUCUGUUGUGUGUUCUGACACACCAUGCCACUCAGUUCUCUCAAACUAACUUAAUUUGGAAAUUAAUGCAAGCCAGCAGUGCCGAAGUCCAUUAUAAAGAGCUGCCUUUACAAAGUUUUAAUAUGAUGAUAUUUCAAAUUGACGCUUUGUAUCUGAAUUUAGCAUUAACCAAGAAACCAAAACAAAAAUUUAAUGUAAUUUAUUCUAGGUAGUAAUUUAGCUCCACUGCAUUGCGCUGCUCAUUUUGACAACUACAAGAAUGUGGUGAAUUAAAAUUAAGGUUUUUAAAACGGAAUUUAAACUGAACUCAAUCCUUGGUGUGAAUUCUCUCUCCUCAUUUAGAACUAGUUUAGGGUUUAAAAAGUAAUUGAAUUCAACAGGAAUUAAACAAAAGAUGUUCUUCUUUCAAUCAUUAACAGAAAUCACAUAUAAAUACUGAAAGAACUCUACAACUCCCUGACACUAUCAGGGGAUCUAACCAGGUAACAAUAAAACAAUGUACUUCAACAAAGUCUGAAGUUUAAUCCUUGGUGCUUAUGGAAGUGGAUUGUAUCAUUAUAUAGCUGCAAGUGAUGGGAAUUUUGGUCAGAAUUCCUGUUUUUGCCUCUGCUGAAAGUUUUAGCCAACAGCAGACAGGAUAAAGCUAAGAUUUGCUGCCAACAUUUAUUUGUGCUCAAGUGGCUUGCCCCAUUUGCAAUUGGGCAAGCCACUUCAGAACCAUACCUAAGAAAAGUAAGAGAGAAAGAAAACUGACAAGGGAAAUAAACUACCAAAAGCAGAUCACUUUGGAUUCAGGUGCUUUUUUUAAAUACUUCAAAUACUGGAAUUUUUAUAUCUUUUAAGACAAAUACAAGGUGAUAAUCCUUUUUUGCUGGAAAGUAAUUACUGUACAUUUCUAUUGUGAAUAGUUAUGCACUGGGAUUUCUGCCUUGAAUGAUAUUAUUGGAAGUUUCUCUUCUAUCAUUGGCAAAUUUUAAUAGCAUCAAAGGGCAGCAUUGAACUUAAUGCGAAGCAAUAAGAAGCUGAUUUAUGGUACCAGUGAUAUGUCAAAAUAAAGAAGGAUGCAAAUAUAGUCAUAUCCCAGCUUUAACUGUGUGGUAACAACAGAAUUGGUUUGUUUAUUACAGCUUGGAUUGCUGUAUGGCAUCAUGGUUAGCCACAAGGUCCAUGAGUUAGGGAGAUAAAAAUCAGGUAGUGUUCGAGUUCCUGUUUGCUAUCCAUCAACUCGUGUGAAAUAUAUCAUGUGUUUACAUUCAGUGAGUAUAGGACUGACCUCAGCUGUGAUUCCCUAUAUGAAAAUAGUUCCCCACCCAUACAAACAAAGUUUUAAACAUCCAAUUCCCAACCUCAUUGCUGUAAACAUGCAUAGAUUAAUGCAUAUAAGGAUAUAAAGGAUAUUUUUUUCAUUUAAGUGAAUGUAGUCAAUAGUGAUGUCAGUCUUUUUUGCAUCCAUUUAACAUUCAAUAGAACUCAAUUUAAAAUUAAUAAUUUUAAUAUUUUUCAAAAUAGUUACAAAAAAUCAUCUUAACUUUGGGAUAGUAAAGAUUUGCAUUUUACCCAUUUAACUGAAGAGUAUUAAUAUUGUGGCCAAAGAAAGGUUAUCACCACCUGAACUUGUGCGUUAAUUCUAUGAGAAUGUGUUAUAUUUUAGUCUGUCGAGUUGAUGGUGUUUAUAACCUGAAAAUAAUUCCUUAUAGAUAUGUCCAAAAUGCACGUAUUUAUAAUGAUUUUGUUAUAAACAUAUCAGGUUAAUCUUUACUAAAAGUCUGUAAACCCAAAGUGCUGUUUACUAUCAAACAACAUUUAGUAGGAACUUCAUAACUCCAUCAUGUCAGAAGACCAAAUUUCAAACCUUUAAUUUCCUCUUUAUGGAAUUAACAAAAUCAAUCACUGAGUUGGUAGGUAGGUUGCACAAGACAUAGUUUACAGUGUAGAGCCUUGUGAAGAACUUUUAGUCUCCAACUGCAAACCCUGUUUUGAAUUAUUCCUUUGAGAAGUCCAAUAGCAUUUUUCGACUGUUUCUAAUAAAUGCGAGUUUCUUUAUAUUUUUCUAACUUUAUAUGAUCAACAAUAGCAUUUCUAAAAUUCUUGUCUAAAUGUAACUUACACAUACAAAGUUAGAGUGCAUUCUAUUUAAAGAAAAUUUGUUGGAAUGAUGUAACUCUUUUAAGUUAGCCAUUGUAGCUUUCCAAAUCUUGAUGAAAAGCAAGGCUACAGUUUUUUUUCUUGGCAAUGCCUAAAAUGGUGCCAUUGGUGUGUUUAUUUUAAAGCAUAAAUUACAUGCAAAGAAUAUCAGUGAAACUACCUGAAUUUAUCCCUCUGUACUUUCAAAUCAACACUGUUUACAAUAUAUUACAUUUAUAAUGGGGUGCAGCUACUGUACAUGGAAUUGUUUCUAUUUCAUCGUUUGUUUCAAAUGAGCCAACUAGCAAAAAUGUACUGUUGACCAGCAUUAAAACACUUCAAACUUGUGAUUACUUUAUAAAGAUUCUCAUGUUUUUUUUUGCUUUAACUAUAUAAACAACUUCCAUUGUCAGAAAAUGUGUGUUUGAACAUGUUGUUUUGAUGUUCAUCACUUCCACUUUACUACAUGGCACAAAGAAUUUAACUAUUCCUUGUGCGUGAACUCAGAGGUACAAGUUGUAGCACUGCCUAUCUGUUUACA